UCUCUCCUAUCUCCAUCAAUGUCUUCAGUAAGACUCUUGCCACCUCAGACACUGCGUACAACCCCAACAAUAUCUUCCAUGAACGCAUUCCCAACUUUAACACCUUUAGCUCUAAGUUCUCCGUCCCUGGACACACCUGUUCUUCCACAAUAUUCUACUCCAGUGGAAGUUGCUUUAAAUCUUACUGAUGUUUCCUCAACAGUGGGUGGUGCAGCACUAACAAGCAAUGUUAAUUCUUCACUGGAGAAAUCUCGCUCAACAGAUCCAGGAAAAGCAGCUACUUUCACACAGGAGCAACUUCCCCUGUUAACAAGGAAUUCCACUCUGCCAUCACUGAGGACAUAUCUGCACUACUUGAGUAAAGAUACGGCAAAGUAUUCUUCAGAGCCAGCUUGGAGUUCUAAUUGUACCACAAGCCAGCCAUUUCAUUCGUCAGCUGCAACCAUUGGAACCAGUAAACGGGGGGGAACAACACCAAAGGAGUCCUCUAUGUAUUUUGCUCUGGAAAAGCAUGAUAUUCCUGUCGUGGUGGGCGUCACAAUUUCCCUUACAAUGAUUUUUAUUACAAUGUGCGUCUAUUCUGUGAGGCAGAAGAAAAACGAGAGCAAGGAGACACAACGACACUUGCUGCGUAACUCCCGAAUGUCACGCCAGAACAGAGAUCGCUUUGAGAUGCAAACACACGAAAACAGAGCAUUUGAGGAGGACAACCCCAGUCAUGGUGUUGAGCAAACUACUCAUGAGAGGCCAAGUGAUAUAGCAUCCUCGCCAAUGCAGUCAUCAGUCAAAGCCAUAACAGUGACAGCGGAGUUUGCUCUGGUCAGCCAAAGCGAGAAUUUCUUCUCCAUCAGUAAAAACAACCACCUCCAAGCUUCAAACAAGGAUUCUUCGAAAGGAAAUCAACAGAAGGAGGCCAAAUUCACCAUUCCCAGCAGGAGUAGACUAUCUCUUUCACAUCAUGAAGACAUAAUAAAGGAGCCAAAUACUUGGAAGCAAAGUGCUAUAUUCCAAGAAAAGCUAUUGACCUCUCUGCUGAUGGUAGAACUGAACAGGAAUCCUUUCACAGAAGAACAUCAGAAAAGAGAGCAGCUAACUCGAUCGAACUCUAUCCCCUGCUGUGCCAAAAAGGUUUCAUGGAGGAAGGACCAAGCUCUUUUCAAAGCUAGUUCCCAUUCUGACAAAGUACAAGGAACCUCAUAUUUUAGCCUACAGCCUAUUGGAAAACAGCCUGUGGAUCCUGGAAUGGGGCAGUUUCACACCGAGCCAACUUCAAGUGACUUGUCAGGAAACCUUUCUGGUGCUGCAAGAAUGAGCACAGGGAUCGAAUCUGUUACGACAGAUGUUCAUGUGUACACCCAACUCCCAGCGGCAUCAUCCCUUCCAACCCUAGUUCCCAGCACUGCAUCCGUGCAGCUUAUAUCAGUUCCACAUAAACAGCUCGACGGACUGGAUUGUGAAUGAUUGACUGGAACCAGAUGACAAACCUCAAAGCAAAGCAUGGUUGGCUGGACCGUCUCAACACUGUCACUGUGGUAGAUGCAUAUUGUGGAGGUUGGAUUGUCUUCGAUCGCCUUGAAUCAGAGGAUGCAUGAAUCUGUCGAGAAACUGGAUCCACAUCAGGAAGCUAAUAAGGCGAAGGGUGCGUACCUGGUUUAAGGUCGUUGAACAAAAAAUGGCAUUCUUUUCAACAACGACAAUAUUUUUAUUCUACAAUCCUUCCACAAUAAGAAAAUUUUCAACAAUAGCCACAUAAAUAUGUCCCAUCAUAUAAAACAUCAACAGUGUACAAGUGUUCCAACAAACCCAAUGAUAUCCUCAUGUGUCUCUUGAUUAUAAAUUUACCAAAGCACGUACA
This is a messenger RNA of Hemiscyllium ocellatum (epaulette shark), 1855 nucleotides long. RefSeq lists its product as uncharacterized. NCBI's taxonomy places the organism in Eukaryota, Metazoa, Chordata, Chondrichthyes, Orectolobiformes, Hemiscylliidae. Bases 19 to 1461 code for a protein of 480 amino acids. The record is from RefSeq and is a predicted model, not a curated record. The transcript is spliced from 6 exons.